Candidula unifasciata is the source of this 981-nucleotide messenger RNA. The record is from the annotation of a GenBank genome assembly. NCBI's taxonomy places the organism in Eukaryota, Metazoa, Mollusca, Gastropoda, Stylommatophora, Geomitridae.
AUGGAGCAGCCGCAGGAACGGGCAGGGAAGCAGGUGGGAGAGUUCAUAGUCGGUCUCAAGUACAGAUUGGUCCGUAAGAUCGGCAGUGGGUCAUUUGGUGACAUCUAUCUCGGGAUCAACAUAACAAACGGUGAAGAGGUUGCUGUCAAGCUGGAGUCUUGCAAGGCCCGGCAUCCUCAACUUUUAUACGAAAGCAAGCUGUACAAAAUUCUCCAAGGUGGUGUGGGUAUUCCUCACAUCCGUUACUAUGGGCAGGAGAAAGAAUACAAUGUUCUUGUUAUGGAUCUUCUGGGGCCAAGUCUAGAAGACUUGUUCAACUUCUGCUCCAGAAGGUUUACAAUGAAAACGGUGCUCAUGCUUGCAGAUCAAAUGAUCGGACGUAUCGAGUAUGUCCACAACAAGAACUUCAUACACAGAGAUAUCAAGCCAGACAAUUUCCUCAUGGGCAUUGGCAGACAUUGCAAUAAGGUUUUCUUGAUUGACUUUGGGCUGGCUAAGAAGUACAGGGAUAGCAGAACUCGUACACACAUCCCCUAUCGUGAAGAUAAGAAUUUAACCGGCACUGCUCGAUAUGCCAGUAUCAAUGCUCAUCUUGGUAUUGAGCAGAGUCGUAGAGAUGACAUGGAAUCGCUCGGCUAUGUCCUCAUGUACUUCAAUAGAGGCAGUCUACCAUGGCAGGGCCUCAAAGCCAACACCAAAAAGCAGAAAUAUGAGAAAAUCAGUGAAAAGAAAAUGUCCACCCCAGUUGAAGUUCUCUGCAAGGGUUUUCCUGCUGAAUUUGCCAUGUAUCUGAAUUACUGUCGUGGUCUUCGUUUUGAAGAGGCUCCAGAUUAUAUGUAUCUCCGCCAGCUUUUCCGAAUCCUCUUCCGAACCCUCAACUACCAGUAUGACUACACAUUUGACUGGACAAUGCUGAAGCAAAAGGCAGCACAGGUAGCACAGUGCACCACGGCUACCGCACCCACGGCAGGCAGAGGCUGA